AGUCUAAGAAUCAAAGAAACGAAUAUCAUGUCGCUGAUACAUGCAUUAGUUGCCCGGGAAUCUACAAUUCUCGCUGAACACCAGGCAGGACAACGAGAUUUCUCGCACGCGACCCAGACUAUAUUAUCAAAGAUUCCUCAGGGAGACAGUAAAUUAACUUAUGUUUGGGAACAAUAUCUCUUCCACUAUAUCGCAGACGAUGGUUUCGUCUAUCUCGUAAUGGCCGACGAGUCGGCAGGACGGAGGGUACCAUUCGCAUUUUUGACUGACUUACAACGAAAGUUCACAGAUCUCCCGUCUUCUUCGUCUGCCGCUCUUUCUUCGACUCCUGCCCAUGGAUACCAAGGCACUUUCUCGCCCACCAUCGCUUCUCUCAUGCAUACCUACAACACUGCGCCUCCAGCCGACGAACUCGCUCGUGCACAAACCGAGCUCAAUCAAGUGAAAGAUAUCAUGGUCAAGAAUGUGGAACAAAUUCUCAGCAGAGGAGAACGUAUAGAACUGCUCGUUGACAAGACGGAUACAAUGGCUACCCAGGCUACCGCAUUUAGAAGGGGUGCGAGAACUGUCAGAAGGGAUAUGUGGUGGAAGAAUAGCAGAACCAUAGCACUGAGCGUUUUGGUCGCUCUGAUUGUGCUCUGGAUCAUCAUGGCCCAAUUUUGUGGGGUGACUUUGAGCCAGUGUGGGGCUCAAUCCUGACCUGAUGUCUGUGAGUUCGUUGUCGAAAUUGUCGAAGUUACCUUCUAUGGUAUUGUACAGCCCACUUGCUAUAUUCUCUACUACUUCUAUGAUGCUAUCUUAUUCCGUCUUUUCUCUAUGUUACGCUUGCUGUACACGUAUAUCGUAAACAAUCUCAUCCUUUUAUCCU
This is a messenger RNA of Serpula lacrymans var. lacrymans S7.9, 868 nucleotides long. RefSeq lists its product as uncharacterized. Lineage: Eukaryota; Fungi; Basidiomycota; Agaricomycetes; Boletales; Serpulaceae. Gene Ontology annotation, biological process: vesicle-mediated transport. The coding region runs from base 28 to 699 and encodes 223 amino acids. The record is from RefSeq and is a predicted model, not a curated record. The transcript has 5 exons. Gene Ontology annotation, cellular component: membrane.